AUGUACAUGCCCAGCUCAAGAUGGACGUGGACGUUCCUGAUGAUCGCUCUUUGUCAAGCCGCCAUCGGUCUGGGUCUUGAAGGCUAUGUCUUUGCCAAAUUCCAGAUCUCGCUCAAUCCUGAAGCACGAAAGACGACACAGUCGCGGACCAUUCCCACGUAUCUCGCCUUGUUCAUUUUUGGGUUCAUCUACCAACUCGCGCUCGUCUGGGAUGCUUUGCGGCUCAAGAACACGAUUCAAGUCAUUGGACUUUGUCUUUACAACCUGGGUCUUCUCAUAUACGCGACCGUCCAGUACGACCAGAUUGAUCGCGCAGUUCAGGUCUUGAAUCAGGCUGCAGAGAUCGAACCCAGUUUCGGACACAAUGUAAAGCCUUUCCUGAUCGCAGUACCCUGCGUUCUUGCGCUGGGUACGAUAGCAUUCAGUUUCGUGGCGUGGAAGCUGUAUGACGAAUUUGCCUGGACAAUUUACAAACACAUCUCGGCAGACUUGCGCUUGAAGCGACGUUACCUCGUUUACCAGAUCUACAUUGCCCUGCUCAAGUUCGACUUUUUCUUCUUCCUCGGAUUUACGGUGCAAUUCGUCGUGGUUGUUCGCGAGCAUACUUCUAACAUCGAGUUCGCACUCACCAUUGCGGCCAUUCCCGUCACCAUCGCCAUCUUGCUUGCGGCUGCAUGGUUUACCAGGCGCGAAUCUACAUUGGGAAUGUGUAGCACGAUCGUGCUCUAUUUCGCGGCCAUGGCUUACUUCCUUUUCAAGCUCGUACGCAUGUAUGAUUCGAGCAACCCGGAAAGAGUGGAGGAUUACGAACCUGCGCGCAAGAGUUUGACGACUUUCGCAGUCAUCACGCUCCUGCUGUUGAUCAUGACUAUCAUCAAUUGCGCAUGGUGUACGGCAAACUUCAACAAAGGAUUGAAACCGCACAUUCAACGACGGAGAGUGAUUGGAGACGAGGACAAGGGUUAUCCGUACGAGAGACGGCAUAAUUCUCUAGGUGGAGCACAUGCGAUGGGAGCAGUUCCGUCGAGGAUGACGAUUGACUGA
This is a messenger RNA of Aureobasidium namibiae CBS 147.97, 1044 nucleotides long. RefSeq lists its product as uncharacterized. The record is from RefSeq and is a predicted model, not a curated record. NCBI's taxonomy places the organism in Eukaryota, Fungi, Ascomycota, Dothideomycetes, Dothideales, Saccotheciaceae. The transcript has 3 exons. Gene Ontology annotation, cellular component: Golgi apparatus. The coding region runs from base 1 to 1044 and encodes 347 amino acids.